This is a messenger RNA of Ictalurus furcatus (blue catfish), 1955 nucleotides long. It is a transcript of the gene tubb1, whose product is annotated as tubulin, beta 1 class VI. Gene Ontology annotation, biological process: mitotic cell cycle; microtubule cytoskeleton organization. Gene Ontology annotation, cellular component: microtubule; cytoplasm. The transcript is spliced from 4 exons. Gene Ontology annotation, molecular function: GTP binding; structural constituent of cytoskeleton; GTPase activity. The record is from RefSeq and is a predicted model, not a curated record. The coding region runs from base 160 to 1557 and encodes 465 amino acids. Lineage: Eukaryota; Metazoa; Chordata; Actinopteri; Siluriformes; Ictaluridae.
CUCUUAAUAAACAAAAGUGACUACAAUAGCCUACAAUUGUCAAUAUGUAAAUUGACAGGAGAGUGGAGUAGACUCCCUGAUAAUGACAUCAUCAUUGGUAUAAUACUCACAGUGGGCUCUUGCAGUUAUCUUCUGCUUAGGAGUGUGAGUCUGAUCACCAUGCGCGAGAUUGUUCAUCUUCAGAUCGGACAGUGUGGGAAUCAGAUCAGUUCAAAGUUUUGGGAAGUUAUCAGUGACGAACAUGGUAUCAGUGCAGUGGGAACCUAUGAGGGGGACAUGGACCUUCAGCUGGAGAGAGUCAAUGUCUACUUUAAUGAAGCAAAUGGUGGGAAGUAUGUCCCCCGGGCACUGUUGGUGGAUUUGGAACCAGGAACAUUAGACAGUGUGAGGGGAAGUCACAUUGGAGAACUCUUCAGACCUGACAACUUCAUACAUGGGAAUUCUGGAGCUGGAAAUAACUGGGCAAAAGGUCACUACACAGAGGGGGCAGAGUUGGUUGAGCAAGUAAUAGACCGUGUCCGUAAUGAAGCUGAAAACUGUGACUGCCUGCAGGGCUUCCAGUUUGUUCACUCUUUGGGUGGUGGUACUGGCUCAGGCAUGGGCACCCUGCUCAUCAACAAAAUCCGUGAAGAGUUCCCAGACAGAAUCAUGAAUAGCUUUAGUGUCAUGCCCUCUCCUAAAGUCUCGGACACAGUAGUGGAGCCAUAUAAUGCCACACUGUCCAUUCACCAACUGAUUGAGAAUACAGACGAGACAUUCUGCCUUGACAACGAAGCUCUUUAUGAUAUCUGUUUCCGUACACUCAAGCUCACCAUGCCAACAUAUGGAGAUCUCAAUCACCUUGUGUCUAUGACUAUGAGUGGGGUCACAACCUCUCUGCGCUUUCCUGGUCAGCUGAAUGCUGAUCUCCGCAAGCUGGCUGUCAACAUGGUGCCCUUUCCUCGCCUUCACUUCUUUAUGUCUGGCUUUGCUCCUCUCACACCACGAGGAAGUCAGCAAUACCAGGCCCUCUCUGUUCCUGAACUCACCCAGCAGAUGUUUGAUGCCCGGAACAUGAUGACAGCAUGUGACCCCCGGCAUGGCCGCUACCUCACUGCUGCAGGAGUUUUCCGUGGUCGCAUGUCCACUAAAGAGGUAGAAGAACAAAUGCUCAUUGUUCAGCAGAAGAACAGCAACUACUUUGUGGAAUGGAUUCCCCACAAUGUUAAAGUGGCUGUUUGUGACAUCCCACCACGUGGCCUUAAAAUGGCAUCUACCUUCAUUGGAAACAAUACAGCCAUCCAAGAGAUUUUCCGGCGAGUCGGGGAGCAGUUUGCCAUGAUGUUCCGCCGCAAGGCUUUUCUGCACUGGUACACAGGAGAGGGCAUGGAUGAGAUGGAGUUCACAGAAGCUGAGAGCAACCUGAAUGAUCUUGUGUCUGAGUACCAGCAAUAUCAGGAUGCCACAGCUGAGCUGGAUUGGGAGCCAGAGGAACAAAUGACAGAGGUAGAGGGAAAUGCGUCAACAGUAGUAAACACCAGAGUCGACAUAAAAAAUGAGACCAUGAGUGAAGAUUAGACUAGUGAACAAUUCUAGUGAAGAGUCUUGUGUUACCAAUGGUGGUAUAUCUUGAAUUUUGACAAAUGUUAAUUUAAAAUGUGAUACUAUGACUAGAAUUUAUUGAGAUGAACACAUUGGAGUGACAUUAAUGCUCUUGUUUUCAUUAAAAAUAAAUAUAUAAAUUUCAACUUAAUAAUAACCAAGAAUUCUUUGUAGAUUUUGUGUUUAGCAUAUUUUGAGUAAUGUUUGUAGCAUGUAAUGUCUCAAAACAACAUUGUUUUGAAAUAAUGUUCCAAAAUGUAGUAGAUUAUAGUGUAUAAAGACAAUAAAUGUUACAUAUAUUGUUCAUUUAACAGAAAUUUUGCAUCAAUGCAUGUGUAAAAUCUGAAAAUAAAAAAUUGUUCCUUUUUCAGGUA